Papaver somniferum (opium poppy) is the source of this 372-nucleotide messenger RNA. RefSeq lists its product as uncharacterized. The transcript has 2 exons. The record is from RefSeq and is a predicted model, not a curated record. NCBI's taxonomy places the organism in Eukaryota, Viridiplantae, Streptophyta, Magnoliopsida, Ranunculales, Papaveraceae. Bases 1 to 372 code for a protein of 123 amino acids.
AUGGAUAAUUGUAAUCCAAUUUUAACACCAGUAGAAGAAAGACUGAAGUUGACAAAAGAUGGAUCAGGAGAGCUUGUGAAUUCAACAGAUUUUAAAGGUCUUGUUGGAUGUUUAAGAUAUUUGACUACUACAAGACAUGAUAUCAUGUAUGCAGUUGGGUUGGUUAGUAGGUUUAUGGAAGCUCCUAUACAAUCACAUUUACAAGCUGCAAAACGUAUUCUGAAGUAUGUAAAAGGAACAACAAGCAUGGGAAUCUUCUGUACUGUUUUAGAAGAUCCAAAACUGGUUGGUUUUACUGAUAGUUGUAUGGUUAAGAAUGAUGUUGAAGUCAUUGUUUCAAGAACAAACAACACCAACAACAAUAGUUUGUGA